Humulus lupulus (European hop) is the source of this 2034-nucleotide messenger RNA. RefSeq lists its product as uncharacterized. Bases 318 to 1823 code for a protein of 501 amino acids. Lineage: Eukaryota; Viridiplantae; Streptophyta; Magnoliopsida; Rosales; Cannabaceae. The record is from RefSeq and is a predicted model, not a curated record. The transcript has 7 exons.
AGAAUCUACGUUGGCCUCUCCUCUCAUUUCUAUUGAUCUCCUUUUCUCCCCUUUGCAUCCCUGUCAUUUAAGAGUUUCCGAUAUCACAGGAAGAAGAUUGGCCAAGAGUGUCAAAUUAAGUAAGGUUAAAGGAUACAGCUCCACGUGGCAGAGAACCACCACCGCUCAUGCUUGGUAAUUGGUACUAAUACAGUCCAACUCCAACGCUGAGAUCACGGAAACCCAAUUCAUUUGCCCAAAAUUACGACCAGUUCUACUACUGUUACUGCAUCGUCGUCGCCACUGUCACAAAGCUAUUAAGUUCUUCUUCACUUACAAUGGGACUACAACUCACCACCCGCACCAUGCACCGCUCACCUUCCUGUCUUUUCCCCUGCGUCACCGCAUUGGCCUUCCUCUCCCUCACCGUUCUCGUCCUCUACAAGGUCGAUGACUUCGCCGCCCAGACGAAAACGGUCGUUGGUCACAAUCUAGAGCCGACCCCAUGGCACCUUUUCCCGCCAAAAUCCUUCUCCGAGGAGACUCGCCAGGCUCAAGUCUAUAAGAUCCUUCAUUGCUCUUACCUCGCUUGUGCUAGCUACACCAUCCCGAAUUAUAUCACUGAACGGCGUCGUUCUGUGCCCAUUGUGGGCAAUCAGACAUGCCCUGAAUUCUUCCGGUGGAUCCAUCGGGAUCUCGAACCUUGGUCCCGGACUGGAAUCUCGACGACUCAUUUGAAGAAAGCCCAGGAAUUCGCUUCGUUCCGGGUUGUGAUUGUUGGAGGGAGACUGUUUGUUGACUUGUACUAUGCGUGUGUGCAGAGCCGAGCUAUGUUUACGAUUUGGGGUUUGUUGCAACUUCUUAGAAGGUACCCUGGCAUGGUUCCUGAUGUUGAUAUGAUGUUUGAUUGUAUGGACAAGCCCAGUAUUAACCGAACUGAACAUGGGUCAAUGCCAUUGCCUCUGUUUCGGUACUGUACCACUCAGUCUCAUUUUGACAUCCCUUUUCCUGAUUGGUCCUUCUGGGGUUGGCCAGAGACAAAUCUAAAUCCAUGGGAUGAAGAGUUCAGAGACAUCAAACAUGGUUCUCAAAAAAUAAAUUGGAUAAGGAAAUGGCCCCGUGCAUUCUGGAAAGGAAAUCCUGACGUUGGUUCCACCAUACGAACAGAGUUAAUAAAUUGCAAUCACUCACGAAAGUGGGGAGCACAGAUUUUGCGUCAGGAUUGGUCAAAAGAAGCAAAAGAGGGUUAUGAAAAGUCUAAACUUUCUAAUCAGUGUAACUAUCGGUAUAAAAUCUACGCUGAAGGCUAUGCUUGGUCUGUGAGCCUUAAAUAUAUUCUUUCUUGUGGCUCUCUUGCACUAAUUAUAUCCCCACAAUAUGAAGAUUUUUUCAGCCGCGGUCUUGUUCCCAAGAAAAAUUAUUGGCCGAUCUCCUCUACUGAUCUAUGCCCAUCCUUAAAAUUUGCUGUUGACUGGGGCAAUGCCCAUCCAUCUGAGGCUAGAGAAAUAGGGAAAGGAGGGCAAGAUUUGAUGGAAAGCCUGAGCAUGGAUAAAGUCUAUGAUUACAUGUUUCACCUCAUCAAAGAGUACUCAAAGCUACAAAAGUUCAAACCAGUUCGACCACCUUCUGCGCUGGAAGUGUGUUGUGAAUCCCUGUCAUGUCUCGCUGAUGCUAAACAGAGAUUCCUCCUGCAAAAAUCAACAGCAUUUCCUUCUUCAACGCCCCCUUGUUCUCUCCAGGCUGCGGAUGCUAAUCACUUCGAGAAUUUGAUGCGCCAAAAAAGACAAACUAUUGAUGACAUAGAAGAUAUGAAGCGCAAAGCAUACACACAAACUAAAAAUUAACAAUAUUUGUGUAGAAUUUUCAAUUUUGGUUCAGGGUCCUUUUUUCUGUUCUCGGUAUAUAAAGAUAGCAUUGAUUAGUUUGAAUUUUCACAAUCAAAAAUAAACUUCAAUAGUCGUUCUGAAAACACCAUAUACUUUCUCUAGUUGGUUCCAAUCUAUUUUGGAGUUUUGCUUUCUUGACCUGUUUAUUAUGGUAUGGGGAUUAGAGCAA